Molecule: messenger RNA, 2973 nt
Organism: Branchiostoma floridae (Florida lancelet)
Lineage: Eukaryota; Metazoa; Chordata; Leptocardii; Amphioxiformes; Branchiostomatidae
Product: slit homolog 3 protein-like
Exons: 3
Coding region: 802-1878 (358 amino acids)
Cellular component (GO): plasma membrane
Molecular function (GO): protein binding
Source: RefSeq, a predicted model, not a curated record
CCGCCUCUCCCUUAAGUCCCGACUAAGGUUUACAUAUACCGGGAAUUGUGUAUGCAUACAGUCACGUACGUCGGAACCCUGCGGACGUUUCGGAUUUCUGGCGUCAGUUAUGGGAGCGUAACGUCGCGAAGAAGGCGUAGAAGGCUCUUAAAAGGUGUGACCGGGAAGAUCUUAAGCCUGGAUAAAGGUAAAACAGCUCGGUUUGCAGCCAACUAACAACCAUCCGGAACGGAACAGCUCUCCACCGCAUAGAUCUUCUGCCUCGUUGUAUCUUUCAUCGGAAAGGAGGAGAGAGAUAGAGCCUGAUAGGAGCAAGAGGACUCAUAGGAUCAUCAACGGUUCUUCGAUCCGUGUUUCGAUGAUGAUGUCCCAGUUAGUAUGCCAGUUGCUGAGGCGUCAUUAAACGCAUGCACGUUCAACGCGACAGUCAUGAGUUUGGGUUGUCUACGAAACACGAGAGCAAACGGAAGUGAAGGCAGCAGACUGGAGAGAAGUUGCUUUGUAACGACUGUUAUGCAUGACUGUUAUAAAUGCAAGACAAGGGACUACACCAAUACCGUAUGCCCUGAAGUGGCCGGUCGGGACUGAUAUUUCAAGAAACAAGAGCAGAAAACAAAGCGUACAAAUACCAAGGAGCCAAAGCUGGAACGUGUACAUCAUCGCCCUUAGUAGUGUGCUAAUUCAGAUGCCUGACAAGUGCGAAGACGUGCCAAGAUUUGGGAGGACACCCCCGGUGACACGGACACUGACAUGCAAUGCAAACAGGGAAGUUCCACCGGGCAGCUGUGAAUAUCCGGGAGGAUGUACGGCUGUCUGACAUUGGAAUCACCAGAGGACAUGAUCAUAAUCUUGCAGCUCGUGCACAUCUUUCUCCUCAUGGUCGGGCCGACCCUCUGCUUGUGCCCGAACCAGUGCGCCUGCAACGCGGUCUCGGGGUUCGUCAACUGCCGGGAGAAAGGCUUCACCAACGUACCUGGCGGAAUGGGCGCCGACGUGGAUUACAUCAACCUCGGAAACAACAACCUGACAAGAAUAACCACUCAGUCCUUUGAGAGAUUCCGUCGACUGCAUUAUCUCACGCUCGACCGCAACCACAUCUCUGACAUCGCAGAGUUGGCCUUCGAGAAUAUGCGAGAGUUGAGAGUUCUUAACCUGCAGUGGAACUCCUUGACAUUCCUAAGAAAGGGAGUCUUCCGCGGUCUCAUCAACCUCCAGGACCUAAGACUGUCUUACAAUUCUCUCAGAAAGCUUGGUUUCUUAAACGAAGAGGACCUUUACUCCUUACAAACUCUAUACCUAGACAGGAAUAAUAUAUCGACACUUAACAGUUUGACAUUCGCCCAUCUGCAUAGCCUUAAGUUCGUACACCUUGAGUACAACAAAUUAAGUGCUAUGGAAGACGGGAUAUUUAGCGGAAGCUUGGACGUUGAACACGUGCUGCUUACUGGCAACAGGAUCACCAAAAUGUCGCCGUCUUCCUUCAAGGACUUAAGAACAUUGAGGUCCUUAAACUUGGACGUGAACCAGCUGUCUUCCGUGAAGUUUGAAACGUUUCGUAACAUCAAGAGCAGGUACACGAACCUUUACCUGGACUCUAACCCUUGGCACUGUGAUUGCGACUUACAAAGGACGUUUAACAAGAUACAUUUGACGAAAAAUUUGCAUAUUGUCCGAUACGAGGAGCUUGCCUGUCACAAGCCGGGGGAGGUACGAAACGUGACACUGAAAGCUCUGGGGACGAAUUUCUGCGUAGCCGAGACUGUGACCAUUCUCGUGAUCACAAUAACGGUAGUUGUGGCAGUGGUGGCAGCAGUGGUAACCACGGAGCGUAACAGGAGACAGAGGAUGCAGAACUCACCACACAUUGCAAGUAUAUGAUGAACAACGUUCAAUGAUGCUAGCGAUUAACAACUAUGGAAAUCGUUCGAUGCGUUCAGGUAGGCCACGGCGGGAUGGAAGCAGAUUCUACUCUUCUAUUGCCGCGUCUUUGAAAUCAGGGAAGUGGACUUGAAUGACAUCCCUCGGGAACAGUCUCUAAACGCAGCAUACGUCUUUUUCCGAUUAAUAAAAGAUAACUUUGACAUUUGAAAAAUGACGAGACUGCCUGUGAGAUUCCCAGUGAUAUGUAUUGACAUGCUGUAUUAAAAAGCCAGAAGGGAGAUUACCAAACUCUUCUACCCUGGCUUGAAGAGACUGUUAUCCUCUGUUCAAAAUCUCAGAUCACUUCAAUGUUUGCCUUACAUUAGAACGUAGCUUUUCUUACAAUGUACUUGCAUAUACCUAAAAUUAUCAGGAAGUUUCUGGAGAUUCGCAUGCUCUGAUAAACUAAACCUCUGACCGAAGAUGGCAAGCGACAUGCAAUAUGAUACCAUAUGAAAGCAAUAACUAUAUGUUAUCAGUUUUAUAUAUUUUACUAAAUUAGUACCUUGAGACUUCUUUCAAAACGCAUAUAGAGGUAUACACAGAUUUGGUGGGUAACCUCCGUAACAGCGAAAAAUAAUAAUAUCUCAAAUUGAAUCUUGGAAUCGUGCCAGUGUAUAAGACGCGUAGUGUGAGAAUGACGCGCCGCAACAGUGCAAACACUCGAGGACACUGAAUGAUUUCGGCAUACAGAUUCAUCUUUCUUGACAUUUUCUAUCAAGACUUUGCGUGAUAUGAUUUUCUUGGCGAUGUGAAAGGUGCUCCCAUAGGGACUUCUGUAUUCACCAGAAGCGAAUUCAUCAAAUCAUCAAAAGUCACUACUUGAGCCACUACUUUUAUAGAUGUCAACGGCUAAAAGUGCCCACGGCAACUUUGACGUUGUAUAGCUCCCAAACGGCUUGUGCUAGAACAACCAAACUUGGUGACUUUUCCUAGAAUAUUGUUAGCAACAAUUUACAAAAAAAGUGGGGUAAGUUUAUUAUUUUUCGUAUUGCCAUGGCAACGGGUUUAUGAAAGGUAAAUUUUACAAAAAUCACAAAUUUUGGUUUAAAC